Molecule: messenger RNA, 1665 nt
Organism: Colias croceus (clouded yellow)
Lineage: Eukaryota; Metazoa; Arthropoda; Insecta; Lepidoptera; Pieridae
Product: transcription elongation regulator 1-like
Exons: 12
Coding region: 235-1572 (445 amino acids)
Cellular component (GO): nucleus
Molecular function (GO): transcription coregulator activity; RNA polymerase binding
Source: RefSeq, a predicted model, not a curated record
GUCACACACGCGCAGUGACGUCACUUCCUGCAGCUGCUGCGCGAGAACGACGUGUCCGCGUUCAGCCCGUGGGAGAAGGAGCUGCACAAGAUCGUGUUCGACGGCCGCUACCUGCUGCUCGAGUCCAAGGAGCGCCGCCAGGUGUUCAACAAAUACGUGCGCGACCGUGCCGAGGAGGAGCGCAAGGAGAAGCGGAACAAGCUGCUGCUGAAGAAGCAAGCGUUCAAACAGCUCAUGGAGGAGGCCAAGUUGCACGCUAAAUCGUCAUUCACGGAGUUCUCGACGAAGUACUGCCGCGACGAACGGUUCCGCGGUAUAGAGAAGCCGCGCGAGCGCGAGGCGUGCUUCAACGAGCACGUGGCCGAGCUGCGGCGUAGGGACAAGGAGGAGAAGGAGAGACGACGGGAGACGGCGAAAACCGACUUCAUACAACUGCUCAAAGACAAGAACGUGGACCGUCACUCAAGAUGGAUAGAAGUCAAAAAGAAGAUUGACCUGGACGUGAGGUAUAAAGCGGUUGAGGGUAGCACGCUGAGGGAGGACUACUUCAGGGAGUACUGCAAGAUGGUCAAGGAGGAGAGGAAGAAGGAUAAGGAGAAGGAGAAAGAGAAGGAGAAGGACAAGGAUGGGAAGGAGAAGGAUCGCGAACGCAGCAGCAGGAAAGACAAAAAGGAGAAGGACAGGGACAAGGAUAAGGAAAAGGAGAAGGAGAAAGAGAAAGAUAAAGACAAGGAGAAGGAGCCAAAGAAAGAUAAGAAGAAAGAUAAGAGCGAGCAGGAGGAGCAACCAAAGACGGAGGGCGAGCCGGGCGAGGAGGAGCCGGCGAAGGAAGACGACGAGGAGAAGGAGAGAGAGAAGGAGAGGGAGCUGCGCGCGCAGGCGUCAAUCAAGGAGAGAGAGAAGCAGGUGCAGAAGGCGCUCGCCACCAGCCUGCGGGACCGCGACAAGGAGAGGGAGUUCCACAAGCGGGACGAGGCGAUGCAGCACUUCAACGCCCUACAAGCGGACCUCGUCAGGAAUCCGGACCUGACGUGGCGCGAGGCGAAGAAGCAACUGAAGAAGGACCACAGAUACAGUCUAGCUGACGACCUCAGCAAGGAGGAUAAGGAGCGUUUGUUCAACCAGCACAUCAGCGCGCUAUCGCACAAGCGGCGCGACAAGCUGCGCGCGCUGCUCGACGAGCUCGGCACCGCGUGCACCGCGCACUGGCGCGACGUGCGCAAGCAGCUCGCGCAGCACGCGGCCGCGCCCGCCUACCGGAGCGCGCAGCAGAUGGAGCGCGAGUUCCGCGACUACCAGCGCGACAAGGCGUUGGCCGCGAAGGGCGCGCUGCGCCAGCUGCUGCUCGAGACGCGCUCGGUGACGCACCGCACGCUGGCCGCAGUGAGGGACUCGCCCGCCGCGCUCACCGCCGUGCACGACGCGCUCAGGGGGGACGCCAGAUACACAGCGCUAGAGCACGUACCUGAAGAGAGGGAGCAAAUAAUUAUGUCAUAUCUCGAAGAAUUGGACAAGAAGGGCCCCCCACCACCCCCCACAGCCACAGAGCCCUCGAGACGGGCUAAACCUUGACAUGUCGCCAUUUGACGGAGAUGUCGUGGAGAGAAAUUUGCUGUGAAUAGAUGUCGCUAGUGAUAAUUUUAUUAAAUAAAUGACGUGAAUUUA